AACUGUUAUGGUAGCGCCACAAACACCAACUUAACCCAAAUCCAUAAUUCCCGAAACCAAAAUUGGAGUAGUCACAGAUACACAUAAUUAACAUUGGGGUCUUUGUUAAAUUAAUAUUCUUUAAAGGAAAAGCAACUGCAGUAGAAGGAGUCUGUUGUGGUUUAAGUAACACUUUCUUGUACUGAAAUUGGUAUGCGAAAAAAAAAGCGGGCAGCUGAAAAAUUGAAAACAAAUUUAAGGAAGGUAUAGUUUAAAAUUACCUUAUUUUAUUAUAGUCAAUCAAGAUGGCCAAAGAUACGUAUUUGAAGAAGGUCUUAGGAUCUGAGCGUUAUAACCGAAUCAGGUCAUCGAAAGUGUUGAUGGUUGGUGCAGGUGGGAUUGGAUGUGAGUUAUUAAAAGAUCUAGUAUUAACGGGAUAUGGACAAAUUCAUAUUGUCGAUUUAGAUACUAUAACAUUAUCCAAUUUAAACAGACAAUUCUUGUUUCGUAAGACUGAUAUCGAUAAAUCGAAAUCAUUAACUGUUGCCAAUGCGGUUCAAUCAUUCAAUUACUUGAAUUCCAACUUAAUUCCUCAUCAUGGUAAUAUUAUGGAUGGUAAUCAAUUCCCAAUCCAGUGGUGGUCACAAUUUGAUUUCAUAUUUAAUGCAUUAGAUAAUCUUGAAGCAAGACGUCAUGUUAAUAAGAUGUGUUUAUUCUUGAAAAGGCCAUUGAUGGAAAGUGGAACCACCGGAUUUGAAGGUCAAAUUCAACCAAUCUUUCCUUAUCAUAGUGAAUGUUUUGAUUGUCAAGCUAAAGAAACCCCUAAAACGUUUCCUGUUUGUACAAUUAGAUCAACACCAUCAUCACCAGUCCAUUGUAUUACGUGGGCAAAAGAGUUUUUAUUCUAUCAAUUAUUCGAUGAAGCAGAUUCCACAGAAUUAAAUAGUGCUGAUAAAAUAGCUGGUGAAACUGAUGAUAAAGAUCAACAAGAAAACCUCGCGAAGGAAGCAAAUGAAUUAAUUGAAUUAAGAAAUCUGAUUAUAUCGAAAGAUAAGGAUGUAUUCUUCACAGAGCUUGUGUUUAAAAUAUUCAAGACAGAUAUUGAAAGAUUAUUGUUAAUUGAUACUUUAUGGAAAUCUAGACAAAAGCCGAAUCCAUUACAGUUUUCAGAAUAUGAAUCAGAGUUAGAUAAUUUAAUUGCUGAUGAUAAAAAUACAUCUAUAUUAACUGAUGAUACCAAGGUUUGGACAAUCUUGGAGGAUUUAUAUGUCUUACGUAAAUCAGGUGAAUCAUUACAAAAGAGAAUAAACUCAGGAGAUGAGCUGUCUAUAUCAUUCGAUAAGGAUGAUGAAGAUACUCUUAACUUUGUGGUUGCAUCAGCCAAUUUAAGAUCAUCUAUUUUCCAUAUCGAAACAAAAUCAAAAUUUGAUAUAAAGCAAAUUGCUGGUAAUAUUAUUCCAGCUAUUGCUACUACCAAUGCUAUUAUUUCUGGGUUUUCAUGUUUAAGUGGAUCUGAUUAUUUUAAAGUUGAUGCCAAGAAGAUUGGGACUGAUUUUUCAAGUUUCAUGAACCAUUCUAGAACUGUUUAUAUCAGUAUAAGGCCUAAUAAGUAUAUUACUUCAGCUUUACUUUCAGAGCCAAAUGAAAAAUGUGCUAGUUCAUCCUUGUUAUCUAGAGGAGUGUUAAGAAUAUCCAAAUCCGAUGUCAAAGCUCAAACUUUAGGAUGGUUAGUUAAUACUUUGAUAGAUACAUAUGAUUAUGAGGAAGAAGGAUUAUCGAUAUCUUUAGGACAAUCAAGAUUGAUUUAUGAUGUUGAUUUUGAUGAUAAUCUUGGUACAAAAUUGAUUGAUAUAAAUGGGUUUAAAGAUGGCGAGCUUUUAUUCAUUCAGGAUGAUAAUGAUGAAUUAGAAAAUCUUGAACUAUACAUCACCAUAACUGGUGAAGGAACCCUUACAACCUUACCUGAGUUUAAGCUUCGACCAAAGAAAGAGUUUGCUGAAGAAGAUGAAGAAGAUUAUUCUAUGGAAGAAGUUGAUGGAAAUAGAGACACCAUUAUUAUCGAUGACGAAGAAGAAAAAGCAAUUGAUGACAUCGUCAUCGAAGAACCUGCUUUAAAGAAAAGAAAAGUUGUUGAAUAGAUAUAGAUCUACAUACAUAUAUACAUAGUAAAUAUAGAGAAUUUUGGUAUUGUUUACAUUGCUU
Molecule: messenger RNA, 2181 nt
Organism: Scheffersomyces coipomensis
Lineage: Eukaryota; Fungi; Ascomycota; Pichiomycetes; Serinales; Debaryomycetaceae
Gene: UBA2
Product: E1 ubiquitin-activating protein
Exons: 1
Coding region: 285-2117 (610 amino acids)
Biological process (GO): protein sumoylation
Cellular component (GO): cytoplasm; SUMO activating enzyme complex
Molecular function (GO): SUMO activating enzyme activity
Source: RefSeq, a predicted model, not a curated record